UUUAUUUUUUCGUUUACAUAAUUAUUUGUUAUUAAAUAAAAGGUUUUGUAGAGAGGUUGAGGACAUCAUAGUCUAGAACGGAGUGUGAGUCUGCGAGAGAAGGAAAAAAUGGUAGUAUUGAGCGCGACGACGAUCGGAGCCUUAUUGGGUUUGGGUACUCAGAUGUACUCCAACGCUCUCCGCAAACUCCCCUACAUGCGCCAUCCGUGGGAGCACGUAUUGGGAAUGGGAUUGGGCGUUGUGUUCGUGAACCAGCUUGUGAAAUGGGAGGCUCAAGUUGAACAAGAUCUCGAUAAGAUGCUCGAGAAAGCUAAGGCCGCUAAUGAAAGACGUUACAUUGAUGGAGAUGACGAUUAGUGCAUGUCUUCAAGGAUUGCAUUGCAGCAGUUGGUGAAAAUAAUAAUAUAAUGCGUUGUACGUGUUACCUUUGUUUUAUGGUUUCAUGUUGUUAUGUUUGUAAAGCUGUUGUGCUAUUUCCUGCUUAUCAGCUUAUUUUGUCAACAAGCUUCAGCAGGAGUUAAACUUUUAGACAAUGUUAUGGGCUUAAUAGCUUCAUUAACAUUAUGAAUUAGUUGAAAAAAUUAUUUGGUUUAUUAUCAGGAUAACUGUGACAUCAAUACCUCUUAUCUAAUGUGUGCCAUGAGUUUGGUAAUAAACAGACUUGAAAUAGUUUCAUUA
Lathyrus oleraceus (garden pea) is the source of this 678-nucleotide messenger RNA. RefSeq lists its product as uncharacterized. Bases 109 to 357 code for a protein of 82 amino acids. NCBI's taxonomy places the organism in Eukaryota, Viridiplantae, Streptophyta, Magnoliopsida, Fabales, Fabaceae. The transcript is spliced from 3 exons. The record is from RefSeq and is a predicted model, not a curated record.